AUAUCAAGAUAAUUUUAGUUUACCCCUAUGAUUUAGCAAUCAGUGUUGGAAGUAACGGUGUUAAAGACAUACUGAAGAAAGAUGAUAUGACAAGCAUCGUGCAGCUGUUCUUAAAUAAGACAAAGGAACGUCUAAAACUGAAUAUCGCAUUAAAGUCCAUAGUCAAUGUGGAAAAGUCGAGCUAUUUCAACGGGAGUCGAUUCCUUUUUGAGCUGGACUUGUCAACACCAUCAAACGACACCUUCCAUAUCUCUGAGUACAUCUACCAUGACAAUGACAACACUAUCUGCUUCCUGACUCCAUGGAAACGACAUGUUACGGUUACGUUUGUUAUAACAGCUAAAAACCAAGGCAAAUGGAUCCACGUUUUUCUCGACAACAUAGCUUCGAUGAUAGAACGAACACAAGACAAAAAUAUCAAGGCAAUUAUCUUUGACUACGAAAGCAAGGAUAUUGAUCUUCAAGGAGCAAUUGCUUGGCGUGGUCUGGAAGAUAAAGUGAAGUUCCUAAGAAAGAAAGGGCGGUAUUCUCGAAGAGAAUCUUUCCACACCAUCGAAGGUGAAUUUAUCUACACUCCAGUGAUCGUACGAUUAUGGGAAGACACAACUCCUCACAAUCGAAAACCAAACAGAGUGGACUAUGGCUACUACGAGUUUUAUGGCUACGGCCUUGUGGGAAUCUACAAGUCAGACUGGGAUCGCGUAGGAGGAUUUCCCGAACCAUAUUUCGGGAAGGAAAAACAGUUUAAGUGGGGUGGGGAGGACUAUGAAUUUAUGGACAGUGUGWUUAGACAAGGCUUGGAAUAUUAUAGGAUAAAAUGCCCGUAUGUGUAUCAUUAUUAUCAUGACAAARAGGGGAUAUGGGACAGAGAUUCGACAAAUAACCAAUGAUAUCAAUAGAUUAUUAAUAUAUUACGAACCAUGCUGUAUUAUUUAUAUAUUUAUAUUAUCUAUGUUUUGAGUUGUAAUGCUGGCUGACCCGCAAUUCAGCUUUUGCUGCAAUGGGUUUAAUUACACAAUUAUUGAUUGAUUGAUUGAUAUUACAAACACGGUCGCCAUCUUGUCAACAACUUUGACUGGAAACUCACUGUUAUUGGGUCUUCAAAACAGCGAGGGGGAAAAGUGACUGUGGAACAUGGAAAAUAAGAACAAUGUCGUGUCGAAGUUUCCUAUGCUUCUCUCGUGUUUUCCCUACAUCCCAAGUGUUUUGAUCAG
This is a messenger RNA of Exaiptasia diaphana, 1214 nucleotides long. Its product is annotated as N-acetyl-beta-glucosaminyl-glycoprotein 4-beta-N-acetylgalactosaminyltransferase 1. The transcript has 3 exons. The record is from RefSeq and is a predicted model, not a curated record. NCBI's taxonomy places the organism in Eukaryota, Metazoa, Cnidaria, Anthozoa, Actiniaria, Aiptasiidae. The coding region runs from base 87 to 890 and encodes 267 amino acids. Gene Ontology annotation, molecular function: acetylgalactosaminyltransferase activity.